AUGUCCUAUGAUCUUUUCGCGUUCGAAAACUCCUUCUUUUCCGAUACAUUCCCCACGUUCACGGCCGACCAGGCUUUCGGGUUUCUACAAGAAAUCCACGACGAACAAAUUCAAGAAAACGUUAACCCGGUUAACGAAAUGGACCAAAUGGCAUCCGAUUUGCUGGAUAAAACAGAGUACAGUAUGAAAACAGAGGAAUGCCAGGUCAGCCUCAACGACUUUUCCGGUUUCGAAAACUGCUCUUCGCCAAAGGGAUUCGACGGGGCCUACACGGGCUCCGCUAAGUUCAUUCAGAGAAGUUACAGCAGUAAUUUCGAAGACAAGACGACGAGGAAUAUCGAGUUUCAGCCCCAGAACCCACCCCAGUUGGGUUCUGUUUGGGAGUCCCAGAAUUUGCAGAGACAAAUUCUGAGCUCGCCGGUAAACGGGUUUUCCGGUUGUGGCGGUCAGAUGAGGAGGGUUUGCAGUGCUGGCGACUUGCAGAAGGCAAAAUCAAUCAUCCAAACAAGAGAUGCAACGCUGUCGACAGAGAAGUCGUCGAUGGAGGAUUCAAAUUUCAAGGUGGGACGAUACAGCGCGGAGGAGAGGAAAGAGAGGAUCGAUAGGUACAGAGCCAAGAGGACUCAGAGGAAUUUCAACAAGACAAUUAAGUAUGCAUGCCGGAAAACACUAGCGGACAACCGGCCAAGGAUACGCGGCAGGUUCGCCCGAAACGAUGAACUAGGAGAGAUUCCUAAAGCAUCAAUCUUCCAUAGAUAUGAAGAUGAAGAUGAUGUUUGGAUUGAAGGAUUUGAAUAUGACAAUGGACUACUUGCUCAUCAAAGGGGAAUGUUUUUCAACAUUGCUGGCUCUUCUCAGUGCCAAAAUUAUAGCUUAUGA
Messenger RNA from Striga hermonthica, 879 nucleotides. The record is from the annotation of a GenBank genome assembly. NCBI's taxonomy places the organism in Eukaryota, Viridiplantae, Streptophyta, Magnoliopsida, Lamiales, Orobanchaceae.